Messenger RNA from Clunio marinus, 357 nucleotides. NCBI's taxonomy places the organism in Eukaryota, Metazoa, Arthropoda, Insecta, Diptera, Chironomidae. The record is from the annotation of a GenBank genome assembly.
AUGGCCAAACUUUUACUACAAACAGUCGAGAGAACCGAAUUCAUAGAACUUCUACAUGGAUUUAAGGACGAUCCAAAUGUAGAAGAAAUGAGCCAAUUUUUUUUAGAAUCUUAUUUAAAUACUCCAGAUAAGUCGCGUAAUGAAACGCCUUUACAUUUCGCAUCAAAAUUUGGAGCUGCUGAUGUCGUUGAAGUACUUAUAACAUAUCCAUUGUGUAAAAUGAAACCAAAUGUCCAAGGAAAAGAACCAAAAGAUAUUAUUUGUGAACGUGAUCCAAAUGCAAAGCCUGAAGUUAAAGAAGCAAUAAAAAAGCUUUUAAAGGAAAGAUCUUUUUGUGCCUGUACUGCGAUCAGUUGA